AGAAGACACACUGCAUCUACUGAUACCCAUCACGACUUUUCUGGCGACACUCUGAAUAAGCAAUGGCCAUCCUACUCUCUGGUCGCAGUCUCAGAACAAGAUCUCAGCAAUCUCGAAAGCGACAUCAACAAUGCCGAGGACAGUACCAGUAACUGUGUUCUCAUCACCACACCCAACUUCUCGCAUGGCACUCUUCGUAACAUUCAUGACCACCACAUUCGACUUCGCAACGAAAAUGAUGAGAUUCAUCCCACUCUCUUUAUUAGACUACCAGGAAAAGGCGUCCUUGUAGUUGAUCUGCAAGUCAUGACAGACACUCCUCAAAACGUCGUUGGGGUCUUGCACUGUGGAUACGACGACGCAGACUUGUACUGUGCCAACCUCGACCUUGGGAACAUGAGCUUCAUUGACUACAAGGAGGAAGCGCAAAACCUUUGGAGUGGCGAUGAUCCGUACGGGAACAAGAGAUACUUUAGCAAAGAACCAAAUUUGUCGGCUUCGUCUUCGGGUGAACAGCAUCAUGCGUGGUAUAGUAAUGUCGAGAUGGGUGGCCCAAUGCAAGAACUGCUAGAGCCAGGCUGGGUUGACAUGAGAAAAGGAGAAUCCAGACUCCACAAAGCAGGUGGCUGGUUCAAUUCUCCUGAUCCCUGGCACGAAACCAGACGCGAGUUGGCUCAUAGGAGCAAUAUCGCGGAUAUCCACCAUCUCCGCCCUCUUCUGAUUGAA
Messenger RNA from Aureobasidium vineae, 726 nucleotides. NCBI's taxonomy places the organism in Eukaryota, Fungi, Ascomycota, Dothideomycetes, Dothideales, Saccotheciaceae. The record is from the annotation of a GenBank genome assembly.